UAAAAUUAUAAUUUUUAAUUAUGGAUGAUGAUUAUGAUGAUGAUGACGAGCAUGAGUUCGUCUCAAAGAAAGUAGAGAUUAUAGCACAAAAUGCCAUUAAUUCUGUCGUACAAGGUGAGCAAAUCACCUACGCGAAGGAAAAAGUCAAUGACUGGUGAAGACAGAUUAUUGAGGGCUGACUCAAGGAACUUGCUAAGUUAGAAAAGAUGUUCAAAUAUGUGGUGACUUGAAUUAUACAGCAGAAAAAUGGAUGAGGCCUUCAGACCGCAGCAACUGCCUUUUGGAAAGAUGACACUGAUGGCCUUAUCGGAGUCGAAGUAGAGACUCCAACCUUCUCCUGUAUAGUGACAAUCUUUGCAAUUAGCAUCUAG
Moneuplotes crassus is the source of this 371-nucleotide messenger RNA. The record is from the annotation of a GenBank genome assembly. NCBI's taxonomy places the organism in Eukaryota, Ciliophora, Spirotrichea, Euplotida, Euplotidae.